Molecule: messenger RNA, 3126 nt
Organism: Colletotrichum graminicola M1.001
Lineage: Eukaryota; Fungi; Ascomycota; Sordariomycetes; Glomerellales; Glomerellaceae
Product: glycosyl hydrolase family 2
Exons: 3
Coding region: 1-3126 (1041 amino acids)
Biological process (GO): lactose catabolic process
Cellular component (GO): beta-galactosidase complex
Molecular function (GO): beta-galactosidase activity; carbohydrate binding
Source: RefSeq, a predicted model, not a curated record
AUGGCCCCCCAAAGCUUGUCCCUCCAGGCAAAGGAGGGAGUUCAUGAUUAUGAGAACCCCUCCGUCUUCCGACGCAACACUCUGCCUGCUCGAGCAUACUUCAUUCCUGAGACAUCGCUGCUGCUCAAUGGCGUCUGGGACUUCCAUAUGGCUGGUACUCCCGAGGAGGCGCCAUUGCCGGAAGACAAGGGCGACGAAUGGGGCACCAUCAACGUUCCAGGUCACUGGCAGCUUCAGGGACACGGAUAUCCGUGGUACACCAACACUCAGUUUCCCAUUCCCGUGAGCCCUCCGUACGUGCCCAGCGAGAACCCUACGGGUACCUACAAACGCACAUUUUACGUCCCCUCGACGUGGGACGCGAAGUCGCAGUUGCGCCUGAGAUUCGAUGGUGUCGACUCUGCAUACCAUAUCUGGGUCAACGGCGUGCUCAUUGGAUUCGCGCAAGGGUCUCGAAACGCGUCCGAGUUCGAUGUCACAAGCAUUCUGAAGAAGGACGGCCCAAACGAGCUCUUUGUCAGAGUUUACCAAUGGUCUGACGCAACAUACAUCGAGGAUCAAGAUCAAUGGUGGCUUUCUGGCAUCUUCCGCGACGUCACCCUCCUUGCCGUUCCCGAGGCCACCAGAAUCGAGGAUUGGUUCCUCCGCACCGACUUGGACGAGAAAUAUGAAGAUGCUACCCUCCUCGCGACUAUCGACGUCAAGACUGCCGAAAAGGGCACUGUCAAGCUCACUCUCAGCGAACUUGGCAAGAAUGGUGGCGCCGUGAUCGCCACCAAGGAGGCAGAGGUUACCUCUAGCGACACAAAAGUCGAUCUUAGCAUUCCAGUUACGAACCCCAAGAAGUGGACGGCCGAGACACCCUACCUCUACCGAGUCGAUAUCACCCUCGGCUCCCACUCCAUUUACCAAAACAUUGGCUUCCGCAAGGUUGAGCGGAAGAACGGCCUCAUCACCGUGAACGGUGUACCCAUCCGCAUCAGAGGUGUGAACAGACAUGAGCACCACGCUCAUUUUGGCCGCGCCGUCCCUCUCGAGUACGCCAAGCGCGACCUCCUCAUCAUGAAGAACCACAACAUCAACUCUCUGCGAUGCUCGCACUACCCUCCCGACCCCCGUGUCUUCGAGCUCGCUGACGAGCUCGGCCUGUGGGUCAUGGACGAGGCCGAUCUUGAGUGCCAUGGUUUCUACGAUGCGGUUGCACGCCCACAAGAUGUCGAUGAGGCGGCGGACUACGAAGAGCGCAAGGCUGUAACCUUCCCGCUAGCCGGCAAGUACACCACCGAAAACCCCGAGUGGCGUGAGGCCUACCUCGACCGCAUGGUCCAAAUGGUUCAGCGUGACAAGAACCACACGAGUAUCAUCAUGUGGUCGCUCGGUAACGAAUCUUUUUACGGAGAAAACCACAAGGUCAUGGACGAGUAUGCCAGGAAGUUUGACUCUGGUCGCCCAAUCCACUACGAGGGUGAUGUCAAUGCUGAGACUGCAGACAUGUACUCUUAUAUGUACCCUCCUAUUGACCGCCUGAACAGCCUGGUCGAGACUGAGGGUGUGAAAGAGGAUGGAAGCUUUGACAAGCCCGUUAUCCUCUGCGAGUACGGCCAUGCCAUGGGUAAUGGCCCUGGUGGCCUCGAUGACUAUAUCGAGGCUUUCGAGAAGUACCCCCGCCUUCAAGGCGGCUACAUCUGGGAAUGGGCAAACCAUGGUAUCUGGAAGGAAGAUGCCGACGGUAAGGGCUACUACGCCUAUGGCGGAGACUUUGGCGAACGCCCUCAUGACGGCACCUUCGUCAUGGACGGUCUCCUUUACAGCACCCAUGACCCUACUCCUGGCUUGGUGGAGCUCAAGAAGGCGUACCAGCCUCUCCAGCUAUCUGUUGAGGGCAACCAGUUGGUGGUGAAGAACAAGUACGACUUUGUCGGCGUCGACCACCUCACUUCCACCUAUAAGGUUGAGGAGCUGGGCGAAAAAUCCACCCUUCUCGCCUCGGGUAGCCUUGAUAUUCCCAAGGUGGCCGCCGGCGAGACUGUUAAGGUCGAUCUCCCCUCAAGCUUCGCGAGCAUCAAGUCCGACAAAGAGGUCUACCUCACUGUGACCUUUGGCCUUAAGGAGUCCACCAACUGGGCCGAGCCCGGUCACGAGAUUGCCUGGAUUCAACACAAGCUGUCUGGUGUGCCCGCUGCUCCCAAACUGGCCACUAGCACCCUUACCUCCAAGCUGCAGGUCGAAAAGUCCCGCGCCAAGGCAACUGUUUCCGGCUCUGACUUUGCUAUCACUUUUGACACUGCCCGCGGCUACCUCGCUUCCUGGACAGCUGCAGGCAUCCCUCUCCUUGAGAAGGACGCCGCCACCGGUGCUGCCAUCAUUCCUAACUUUUGGCGUGCCCCAACCGACAAUGACAAGCCCAAUGACGAGCCUUACUGGGUUCGCUUCGGCGUCAAUGCCUUUGACAGUCAGCUCCGGUCGCUCAAGAUCAACGAGUCGACUGAUAAGGUUGAGGUCACUACUAACACCUACCUGUCUCCCCGUAUUCUCGACUGGGGGUGGGAAACCACCACGACCUACACCAUCGAGUCCACUGGUCGGCUUACGAUUGCAGUUGAGCUGAAGCCCCGCGGCAUCAAGCCCACCCACAUCCCUCGCGUGGGUCUGAACCUGCGUCUUCCUAAAUCGCUCAACAACGUCAAGUAUCUUGCCCUCGGCCCCGGCGAAUCGUACCCGGACAAGAAGUCCAGCCAGCACCUUGGCGUCUUUAGUGCUACUGUGCCGGAGCUGCACCAGCACUACGAGGUACCCCAAGAGGGCGGUAACCACAUGGAGACUCGCUACGCCAAGCUGACGGAGGAUCACGGCCGCGGCCUUCGUGCCAUUCCGGCUGAUGCUGCUGUCUGGUCCGAGGAAGAGUGGCGUCAGUUCAGUUUCCAGGUCAGCCGGUACACUUCCGAGACGGUGCGGAAGGCCGCGCACCCAUGCGACCUCGUGGAGGAAGAUGCGACGCUCCUUCGAUUGGACGCUCGCGUUGCCGGUGUUGGUAGCGCUGCUUGCGGCCCGAACGUUCGUGAGGACCUCAAGGUGCAUGUCGGAGAGUUCAAGUUUGGAUUUGUACUUGAGAGAGUUGGGUUCUAA